AUGGCAGCCAGCUUCAGCAUUAUCCUCGGUCUUUCUUGUCUUUUGGGGGCCGUAUGGCUUCUCAACAUUAUUUACCGCCUUUUCUUUCACCCGCUUGCAAAAUUCCCAGGUCCCAAGUUGGCAGCCGUUUCUGACCUCUGGUAUGGCUUGAAAUGGACAUCUGGUCGGUAUCCAUUCAUCAUGGAAGAGACGCAUCGCAAAUAUGGUAGUGUGCAAGCAUACAAGGAUAUCUACGGACAUGCAACAAAAGGCAAGAAGAAGUUUAUCAAGAGUGACUGGUAUGAGACAGCAGGAGAUCAUCCCGGUAUAGUCAGUGUCAGGGAUCCCGCCCAGCACUCGAGACAAAGAAAGUAUCUGUCGCAUGCAUUCAGCGCAAAGUCGCUACGCGGUCAAGAAAUGCUCAUUCACCGCUAUGUGGAUAUGUUCAUUGGCCAGUUGCGUAAGCUUGGUAAUCCUGAAGGAUCUGGAAUCAAUGUCGAAGAGGCCCUUAACUGGCUUACGUUCGAUAUUAUCGGCGACCUUGCAUUCGGCGAGUCGUUUUCUGCCGUCGCUGAAGGACGGCCCCAUUUUUGGGUGUCGAUGAUCAUUGACGCAACUUAUUUCAAAGUGCUCUCAUCUUUAAGGAAACGCCUUCCGAUAAUAAAUCUGUAUUUGCCGUUCGUGAUGUCAAAAGAUGCAGGCGAAAUGCAUCGCAAGCACAUGGAAUUGACCAGGCAGAAAAUGCUAAAACGACUGGAGAUGCCCAAUUCUGAGGAGCGAGGAGAUUUCUUCUCGCAUCUAUUGAGCAAGGGCGGCAAUGAUGUUCCGGAGCAAGAACUCUGCCAGCAAUCGAACACGCUCAUUGUAGCUGGUUCGGAAACAACAGCGACAUGUCUGACUGGGAUCGUCUACUGCCUCCUUUCGAAUCGGUCUUGUCUAGAGAAACUCACCGACGAAGUGCGUUCGCGAUUCCAUUCGGAGGACGAUAUCACAGGGGACGCCACAGCAGAGCUGAAAUACCUCCCUGCCGUCAUCGAAGAAGGACUGCGGAUCUUUCCGCCUGCGCCGUUCGGCCUCCCGCGCAUUUCGCCUGGCGCUGUUAUCGACGGUCACUAUAUUUCUUCUGGUGUCGUUGUGAGUGUGGAUCCUUGGACUACCAAACAUGAUGAGCGCUAUUGGAAAGAGCCCUAUUCUUUCAUUCCCGAGCGUUGGAUUCUCGAGAGCUUCUCCGACGUCAAGCAAGCCAGUCAGCCCUUCUCCCUUGGCCCACGAUCUUGUCUAGGCAUCAACUUGGCGUAUCUGGAGAUGAGGAUUAUCCUCGCCAAGAUGGUCUACAACUUCAAUUGGGAAUUGGUGAAUAAGGACGUUGACCUGUUCAGGGAUGCAAAGCUGUUCCUGUUGUGGAAGAAGCCGGCUCUGAUGGUGCGCUUCUAUCCCCGUACAUAA
Molecule: messenger RNA, 1425 nt
Organism: Fusarium tjaetaba
Lineage: Eukaryota; Fungi; Ascomycota; Sordariomycetes; Hypocreales; Nectriaceae
Product: cytochrome P450 monooxygenase
Exons: 5
Coding region: 1-1425 (474 amino acids)
Molecular function (GO): oxidoreductase activity, acting on paired donors, with incorporation or reduction of molecular oxygen; heme binding; iron ion binding
Source: RefSeq, a predicted model, not a curated record